Molecule: messenger RNA, 757 nt
Organism: Daphnia pulex (common water flea)
Lineage: Eukaryota; Metazoa; Arthropoda; Branchiopoda; Diplostraca; Daphniidae
Exons: 5
Coding region: 81-752 (223 amino acids)
Source: RefSeq, a predicted model, not a curated record
CUCCAGUCGGCACAUCGCAGCUGAACCAUUCGUUCCAUUUCGAGAGAAUUCUGCACAGAAAAACUUUUGUUUUUUAAAAAAUGGUCCAAACUUUCAGAUCUCUUUCAUCGCUACUGAUCGUAUUGGCCUGCUGCUUCCUAAAUGGGGCUACAGCCGAGGAGCGAGAAGGGAAACAAAUUCUCCUGCCAGCUGUUCCCCCAUACCCCUUUUACUUUUACGCAAACAAUCCUGUCGCUCCUGUGUAUGUUAAUGCAGGAGAGGCUCCAGUCGAAAUGGAUGCUAGAGUGACAAGCAGUGACGCAGUUGGCAGGACAUUUUUCCGAAUUUUCGGAUGUCCGACGUGCCCGACUUGCCCGGCUCCUGUAAUAUGUCCAACAUGCCCUACGCCUGCAACACCUGCUGAUGGUUCCAUCUUUAUACCCAGCACAUCCGGAUGCACGACUACUCUCAACAGUCUUGAUGCUACUCUCCUGCCUUGUGCUCGGUCAUCGGCAGCACCCAAAGGAACUAUCGAUGUCACAUUUACCGCUACGACGACGAGCGUUAUGAUGGCAAUUGUGGGUGCUACCCCGACUACCGCAAUCAGAUUAACAUGCACUUCUAUUCCAUCUACUUUCCUUGGCGUUACGCAAUUCGGUCCAAUAUCUACCAAUUCCCUUAGCGUUACCGGAGUUGGGUUCAUCCAAUUUCUAGCUUCGUCUGGUGGUGCUAUUUUGCCGAAUCCCUCAUUGAAAUGCACGUGGUCGUCAUAACUUCC